This is a messenger RNA of Camelina sativa (false flax), 321 nucleotides long. NCBI's taxonomy places the organism in Eukaryota, Viridiplantae, Streptophyta, Magnoliopsida, Brassicales, Brassicaceae. The record is from RefSeq and is a predicted model, not a curated record.
AUGUCGUUGUCUAUCACCAUAGACUGGAAUCACUUGAUAAUAUUGAGGUGGUGGGUUUCAUGUCGUAAUCAUCGAGAUGAUGGGCAAGUAAAUAAAGCCAAAACAAAAAAGAAAGAUGGAAAACAGACAGAGAGAAGGCGAAAGGGAAACGGGUGUGUGAGUGACAUUAUUAUUAUCAAUAGAGAGAGAGAGAGAGAAUGGAGGAGGAGGGGAGCAACAAAAUCCUCGUGUAAGCUUUACAGACUACACAGAGCCUUCUCAGCCAUGCAAGUUUUCACACAUCCAAAUUAAAAAACAAAGAGACAAUACUUUUAAUUUAUU